AUGGCAGCGGGCCCGCUGCUCUGGGCGCUGCUGCCGCCGCUGCUGCUGCUGCUGGCGCUGCUCGUUGGCGCGCGCCGCCUGCGGCGCCGUUACGCGGGCGGCGGCGCGGGCGCUCCGGCGGCGGCGCGGGCCGCUGACGUGCGCGCCCUGCUGGUGACGGCGCACCCCGAUGACGAGGCGCUGUUCUUCGCGCCCACGGCGCUGCGGCUGGGCCGCGGCGGGGCCCGCGCCGCGCUGCUCUGCUGCUCCGCAGGAAACUAUUACAAUCAAGGAGAGAUUCGUAAGAAAGAACUGGAACAGAGUUGUUUACUUCUGGGGAUUCCUGCUGCCAAUGUAACAGUUGUUGAUCACAGGGAUUUUCCAGACAAUCCUGCUCUUCACUGGGACACACAGCUCCUUGCCACCCUCGUGCUCAAGCAUAUAGAAGCCAAUAACAUCAACCUGGUGGUAACCUUUGAUGCGGGAGGAGUGAGUGGCCAUGCAAACCACACCUCUCUUUAUACUGCUUUAAGCUACCUGCAUUCAGAGCGGAAGCUACCUGAAGGAUGCCACGUGCUCACGCUUGAAACAGUAAAUCUCUUCCGCAAGUACCUCUCCAUCCUGGAUAUUCCCAUUUCCUGCUUGCUGCCCAGAGAUGCGCUCUUCAUACUCACAGCAGAGGAAGCAGAACAAGCCAGGAAAGCCAUGCGGUGUCAUCGCAGCCAGCUCCUCUGGUUUCGCCACCUCUACAUGCUAUUCUCACGUUACAUGGUCAUCAAUUCGCUACGUCUUCUGUAAAAAACUAACACUCACACACCUUCAGGAGUGAGAGGAGACCGAGAAAGACUGUGCUAAGCCAAGUACUGAAGAAAAAAAUCACCUGUUAUGCUCGAGAAGACAGAAUUCACUGUGCAUAAGAGUGACUUUUCCAAGAUAAUACCAUGUGCACGGAUAAAGUCAGGAUGACAAGACCUGCAUUAGCCACUCAGGACUUCUUAAAGAUGAAUCUUUUGAAUAAACAUCAGAAAUGAUGGGAUUUUUUCUAAUUGUGCUGAUCUUAGCU
Molecule: messenger RNA, 1042 nt
Organism: Nothoprocta perdicaria
Lineage: Eukaryota; Metazoa; Chordata; Aves; Tinamiformes; Tinamidae
Gene: PIGL
Product: phosphatidylinositol glycan anchor biosynthesis class L
Exons: 7
Coding region: 1-777 (258 amino acids)
Biological process (GO): GPI anchor biosynthetic process
Cellular component (GO): endoplasmic reticulum
Molecular function (GO): N-acetylglucosaminylphosphatidylinositol deacetylase activity
Source: RefSeq, a predicted model, not a curated record